AUGCGGAAACUUCAAGUUAACCCCAGGUCGUUCGUUUUUUUCGCUCGUCGUGCUUGUACACAUACGCAUACGCUUCAAGCUCAGUCUCCCAAACAGUCGGCUGUACGCGUUCGUUUUGCGCCAAGUCCAACAGGUUAUCUUCACCUCGGCGGACUCCGCACCGCUUUAUUCAAUUACCUUUUUGCGCGUAAAUCUGGCGGCAAAUUUCUCCUUCGGAUAGAAGACACUGAUAGAGCGCGUUACGUACCUGGAGCAGUUGAGAAUCUGGUAAAGACGCUGCAAUGGGCUGAAUUGACAUACGAUGAAGGACCUGGUAAAGGAGAGCAUGGGCCAUAUUAUCAAGAAAACAAAGUUUAUAGAUGUUUCUGUACUCAAGAGAGACUUCAACAAGUUCGCUUAGAAUCACAGAAGAGUGGACGGGAGAUGGUGUACGAUAGGCACUGCUUACAUUUGAGUGCCAAAGAAAUAGAUGAAAAUCUAUCGCAAGGACUUCCAUAUACUGUUCGACUCAAGGCGCCAGACGGUGAUUUGGUGGUAAAAGACUUGGUUCAUGGCUCAAUCAAAUUCAGUGGAAAGAUCAUAGACGACGCUAUACUUCUUAAGAGUGACGGCUACCCUACAUACCAUCUGGCUAAUGUCAUUGAUGACCAUUUAAUGUGUAUCACUCAUGUAAUGCGUGGCGAGGAAUGGCUACCCUCCACACCAAAACAUCUUCUCCUAUACCAAGCGUUCGGAUGGAUUCCACCAUACUUUGCACACGUUCCACUCCUUUUUAAUCCAGAUCGGACAAAACUAUCCAAACGUUCAGGAGACGUGAAUGUAGAAGAUUUUGCUCGUAAUGGAUAUCUUCCGGAGGCAGUCUUGAACUUUGUUGCACUAUUGGGAUGGUAUCCGCCAAGCGCCAAUGAGGUGAUGACUUUGGACGAUAUGAUUAGAGAGAACGAUACCCAGACUUGUCUUAAGACACGAAUAACUGAUGCAGUAAUCAUCAAUGCUUUCAAGUUUUCAUUGGAGCAUCUGAACAAAUCUCCAGCAAUUGUAAUGCAUGAAAAGUUGGAUUUUUUAAACAAACAACAUCUGUUACGUAAAGCUGGAACCCCGGCAGGAUUAGACGAACUUGUGGCGAUGCUCAGGAUAAUGGUCAGAAAGAAAUUGAGAGGAUCAGAAGGAGAGUAUCGAUUGGAAAAUGAAUAUCUUGCAAGAGUUCUAAAUACAAUCAAGGAGCGCAUUCGUAAUGUUAAAGAUAUUCCAGAAUUAUGCGAGUAUUUCUUUGUCGACCCUGACUACGACACAAAGAGCGCUGAAGAGUUUCGAUCCAAGAUUUCGGAUGAGAAAUUGAGGACCACUGCCGUAAACGCGUUGGAGAAGUUGAAUUUGAUAAGGGGAGACAAUUUCACGUUGGACGGUCUUAAGAUGGCUAUAGAUAGUAUCAUAAAAGAUACCAGACUCAAGCCAAAGGACGUCAAGUCAGCUCUUAGAUAUAUUAUCACGGGGACUCAGGUGGGCGCUCACAUUGCAGAAACCAUACAUACUUUGGGUGAUGAUAUUUGUAUACGGAGAUUAAAAAGUUUUAGACGCUAUUAA
Messenger RNA from Paraglomus brasilianum, 1584 nucleotides. Lineage: Eukaryota; Fungi; Glomeromycota; Glomeromycetes; Paraglomerales; Paraglomeraceae. The record is from the annotation of a GenBank genome assembly.